AUGUACGUGAACGCAACGACGUGUGCCCCACCGUGGUUGCUUGGCAGUCUGGAGCCCCAGAGUGAGCUGGGCCUUAUGCUGGCCUUGGGGAACCUGUUGGUGCACGCCCCUUUCAACCGCCUGCCUGUGGUUCGUGAUUAUGAGCUGGGGAAGCUGCGCCAGCGCUACGACUACGUCAUCGUUGGCGGCGGCUCUGCGGGCUGCGUCGUCGCAAACCGGCUCUCGGCAGAUCCGAAGGUCACUGUGCGGCUUCUCGAAGCCGGAGGACUGGAGACGGCCGCCAUUCAAGUUCCGGCUCUCGUCGCCUUCAACAUCAGAGGCCACGAUGACUGGGACUACUGGAGCGUUCCGCUGAAGAACGCCGCCUUCUCCUACCGAGAACAAGUAUGCGCCUAA
This is a messenger RNA of Rhipicephalus sanguineus (brown dog tick), 396 nucleotides long. Its product is annotated as 4-pyridoxate dehydrogenase-like. Gene Ontology annotation, molecular function: flavin adenine dinucleotide binding; oxidoreductase activity. The record is from RefSeq and is a predicted model, not a curated record. The coding region runs from base 1 to 396 and encodes 131 amino acids. Lineage: Eukaryota; Metazoa; Arthropoda; Arachnida; Ixodida; Ixodidae. The transcript is spliced from 2 exons.